GUAUCCGUAGCAGGUGUCGUUAACAGAUCAGAGCCGCGGACUAACGGGACUCCGGCUCUUCCACCCAUCAUGCACCCACUGUUGUUCGCGUUCCUGGCCGCCGCCGGUGCCUCCGCCUGGGGCUUCCCGGGGCCGGCCGGGCCCUGCCUCGCCCCGCUGCAGUGGGAGGGCCGCUGGGUGAUGUACGACCACGGCACCGGGAGGAACAGCCGGGCCGCCGUGUCCUACGACGCCGUGAAUCAGCGGCUCCGAGUCCUGCAGCAGCACAAGAAGCACACGCCGUGUCAGAGGUUUUUCGAGUACAUCUACUUGUACCAGAUGAAGGUGAUGUUCCAGAUCGAUCAGAAGACCAAGGAGUGCUCAAAGGUGGCUCUGAGCGACGCCUGGGAUCCCUUCGACAUCCCAGACAACUCCACAUUUGAGGACCAGUACUUCAUCGGAGGCCCCGGGGACAACGUGGAGGUCCAGGAGUGGUCCGACAGGAAGCCGGCUCGUCAGCAUGAAACGUGGGUGGGCGUUUACACCCUGAAGGACUGCUACCCGGUGCAGGAGACGUACACCAGGAACAGCAGCGUCACCACCUCCACCCGCUUCUUCAACAUCCAGCUGGGCAUCAGUGACCCCAAUGUCUUCACCCCGCCCAGCACCUGUCAAUCAGCCCGGCCCCAGGUCAUGGACCAAUCCCACUGCUGAGGCGUUGCGUCGUUUGGACAACUGCUCAUUUUACAAACAUACUUUUUAAGAUAACUUUUUAGCCAGCCUUUAGCUUCUUAAUUAUGCUUGACUAAAGCUAUUAACCCAUAAAGACCCAAAAAGCCACUGGCAACGACCACAGUCAUCUACUGAUCUACACUGUUUAAUACCUGUUGAUCCACUAAUCCUAUCAAUACAUGGAAAUAACUGGUGUACAAGACAGUUUGUUAUCUAUUCUUGGUCAUCAGAUAUGAUCCAUUUGGACGUUCAGAGGCUUCAUAGUUACCGUGGAAACACUGUCAUCUUCUACAUCAGGAGAGUCAAACCUGUUUUAGUUUAGGGGCCCCCUUUCAGCCCAAUGUAAUCUCAAGCGGGCCGGACCAGUAAAAUAAUAACAAUGAACAAAGUGAAAUCACAUUAUGAAUUAUAAAUGUUUGCAUCUACAAACUAUCCUUUAAAAAAGUGAGAAUAACAUGAACAACCUGAGAUUUCUUAAUAUAAUAUGUGCAAUUUUAACAAUAUUCUGCCCUAGUUUA
Sphaeramia orbicularis (orbiculate cardinalfish) is the source of this 1229-nucleotide messenger RNA. RefSeq names its product ependymin related 1 (gene epdr1). The transcript is spliced from 3 exons. Lineage: Eukaryota; Metazoa; Chordata; Actinopteri; Kurtiformes; Apogonidae. Gene Ontology annotation, biological process: cell-matrix adhesion. The record is from RefSeq and is a predicted model, not a curated record. Bases 70 to 693 code for a protein of 207 amino acids. Gene Ontology annotation, cellular component: extracellular region; lysosome. Gene Ontology annotation, molecular function: calcium ion binding.